This is a messenger RNA of Encephalitozoon cuniculi GB-M1, 396 nucleotides long. RefSeq lists its product as uncharacterized. Gene Ontology annotation, molecular function: zinc ion binding. The transcript has a single exon. Bases 1 to 396 code for a protein of 131 amino acids. The record is from RefSeq and is marked provisional. Lineage: Eukaryota; Fungi; Microsporidia; Unikaryonidae.
AUGAAAAUGGAGAACUUCGUGAGGAGGAUGGAGGAGGAAAUCAGGAGCGAGGACGACGUCAAGAAGGAAGACCCGGGGUGCCAUGAGCCGAUCAGCAAUACCCAGCUCCAGAAGAAGAGAAAGAUAACCAUUUCUCCAUAUAGCUUGCAGAAGAAGAAGUGUGUUACAGAAAACAACACGGUAGAAAAAAAGGAGGCUGCCUCUAUGUCCUGCGGAAAGUGUGGAAAAAGAUUAAAGCUGACAAACAACUACAGCUGCAGAUGUGGGAACGUGUACUGCAUCAGGCAUAGAUUCUACGAUCAGCACAGCUGUACAUUCGACUACAAGGCAAUAGCAAUACCGAAGCUCUCCGCACAGAACCCAAAGAUCAUUGGAAAGAAGAUAGGCGAACUCUAG